Molecule: messenger RNA, 4768 nt
Organism: Daphnia pulex (common water flea)
Lineage: Eukaryota; Metazoa; Arthropoda; Branchiopoda; Diplostraca; Daphniidae
Product: homeotic protein deformed-like
Exons: 2
Coding region: 1461-2870 (469 amino acids)
Biological process (GO): anterior/posterior pattern specification; regulation of transcription by RNA polymerase II
Cellular component (GO): nucleus
Molecular function (GO): DNA-binding transcription factor activity, RNA polymerase II-specific; RNA polymerase II cis-regulatory region sequence-specific DNA binding
Source: RefSeq, a predicted model, not a curated record
GGGUGUCGGUAGCGGGCCAAGACGACUCUCUUUCCACUGGCAUGGAACCGGACUAGUCGAUCGUUCACCGUCGACCAGGUCUGAAGUGAACAGUGUCAGCCCUCGACCAGCCGAAAAAAAAAGAAAAUAAAAAGAAACUUUCUCGAUCAUCAAACACUCGUGUCCGAGCGAUCCAUUAACCAUCGGCGGUAUAGGAGCGAAAGAAAAACGAGUGAACAAAAAUACAAAAGAAGAAAUUUUGCCGGUGUCCAUCCAUUUCCUUUUUCGGUCCGGCAAAACAGUAGGUAGUGGUGAAACGGACAACAAGAGGUGAAACACGAUAAUUGAAAUAGACAUCUCUCUCUCUCUCUAUUUUUGUGUUAAAAAAGUGCACAGCUGCCAUUGUCAGCGAGAGAUCCGUGGUGCGUGUCGACACCAAACACGGCAGUAUUCGUGUCAGAAUGAAGCGCAACUGACAGAGUGACAAGGGAGAGGAGGAAAAAGUGGAUGUUCGCCCAAGACAUCCGAGGGUGUGUCAAGUCGUGUGACAUCGCGGACGCUGCCGGCGCACCAGCAGCAGCACCGACCAUCGCGCUAAAAGCUCUCAACAAACAAAACAUCAACCCGUAGCGGGUCGUAAUACUACUCUCCUCAUUACCCAACCAAUCAGCUCCAGCUGCGUCUGUCUCAUCACACAAAAAAUCGACCGGGAACAAAAAGCUUCUGCCCCCCUGCAGUCGCCAUUGAAACUUUUUCGACAAUCAUUUCAAUUCAUUCAGCUUUCAACAAGAUUUCCAUUUCGCUUGAUCUUUAGACUAUAAGACCCGGGGUUCACUUUCGGAAGACAUCAGCCGCUAGAGGCGCAUGUGCCCAACUUGUGUGUGUGUGAGGACUUUCUCUGAGCAAAUCAUCGAUCACAUCCGCCGCCGGCUGCGCCGGGUUGGGGGAAAAGCUCUUUUUUGGAUCACUACCACCAGACCAGGGCUCCUCUUUUCCAGUGUUCCCUCCCACUCUCUCUCCCUCCCCUACCCCGACACACCCGCUACCCCGUGUGAGUUAAGAGCGUAGAGAGAAGUCGAGGACAUCGGCGAUUGGUCGACAGGGCCGAGGUCACGUGGCUCGUCCUUCCCCCAACGGGAGGUGGAGCCCCCCGCCAGUUAUUUGCUCCAGUCCGCAUCGACUCUCUGGCACUGGCACUGGGCACUAUAAGCACAAGACAUCAACCAGCAACGCGGGCCGGCUGCGAGGAACAAGAAGAGCGCGGACACACGACAAUCGAGUGAAGAGUGAAACACAGACAAGACAUCAGAGUUAGUUACUAGUGAGUGGCCGUCGCCUCCGAAUCACAUGAGUUAUUGGUUAGUUUCGUCACGAAAAUAAAUUAAAAAAUAGUGACGACUCAAUUUCGUAUUGACACACAAGAGUCCCAGUCAACAUCAUCAUCAUCAUCUCCUUGUGUCAAUCAGUGGAAGGUAGAAUUGAUGAUCGCCAUGAGUUCGUUCUUGAUGAACUCCGGGUCGUCGCAGUACGUCGUCGACCCAAAGUUCCCGCCGAGUGAGGAGUACAGUCAGAGCAGUUACAUUCCGGCGGCCGUGUCCAGUGACUACUAUGUGCCUCACCACCAAGUCCAGCACUACCACGGCUACCACGGGCACCACACGCAUCACCACCACAACGGAACUCAUCCGUCGUCCGUCACCUCGGCCGCUUCCAUGGGCUAUUACGGCCAGCAUCCCAGUCACGGGGGAGCGGUUGUCAGCGCUGGCGGAUAUCACGGCGGAGGAGCCUACGGAGCCAACGGAGCGUGCGGAAUCGCUGGCACUGGCCAGCAAGUCCAAGUGCCCAUGACUGGGCAUGUCGCCCCGACUCUAGGCCAUCACCAUCAGCACCAGCCGCAACAGCAACAUCAGCAGAGUCCGGGAAUGAUUCAACGAUCGCCCGCUCCCUCGCCAACGCCUUCGUUGACGUCCAUGGUGACCUGCCCGUCCCAGCAGCUCGGGGCCCAACAACAGCAGACCCUUGGACACCAGCAGCUUCAGCUUCAGCACCAACACGUCCAGCAGCAACAACAACAACCUCUUCACCAGCAACAACUCAAUUCCAGUCAUUUACAACAGCAGCAACAACAACAACAGCAGAGUCACGGUGUCGUCGGCGGUGGUGGUGUCGUUUCACAGGCAUUGAUGCAGCAUGACCAGCUGUCCCAUCUCGGCUCUAUGGUGGCUGCUCAGCAGGCCAACGGCCAGCAGCAACAGCUGCAAACACAGACGCAGAUCCAGCAGCAAAAUAACGCCCUGCAAUUGUGCCAGCCACCGACGCCCAAUAGCCCCGAAUCCGAUUGCGAUGACGGGUCCGACAUGUCCGACGACUCUCACAAUCCCGUCAUUUACCCGUGGAUGAAAAAGAUUCACGUCGCCGGAGCACCAUCGUUGUCUGAUGGUUUCCUAGCCAACGGAGGAUUCACGCCGGGAAUGGAACCCAAACGACAGCGAACAGCCUACACUCGCCACCAGAUUCUCGAGCUGGAAAAAGAAUUCCAUUUCAAUCGCUACCUGACGCGGCGCCGUCGGAUCGAAAUCGCCCACAGCCUCUGCCUGUCCGAGCGCCAAAUUAAAAUCUGGUUCCAAAACCGGCGCAUGAAGUGGAAAAAGGACAACAAAUUGCCAAACACGAAAAACGUUCGCCGGAAGACCAAUCCGGCCGGAGUCACGACGACAGCCACCGGCGUGCCCAUCAUCACGACGGCGGCCAAUAACACAACGACCACCAGCACGCCGACCCCCACCGGUAAUUCGCAAUCGUCCAAUCCGCCCAGAUCCAACGAGACGCCCACGUUUCAGGAUUGCGGAAUUCUAAACAUUAAACCCGACUACGGUCUCACCAAUCUCUAAUUUGAAAUAGUCGAAAGAGGGCGGAAAAAAUAAGGGUCAAGUCAAGUCGAGUUCAAAAUUGUUACAAAACGAAAAAGUGCGUUGCGGAAAUAAUCACAACUAUACAUCCAAACAACCAGAAAGAUCCCACCGCAGUGGCACAUUUUGUAAGACAAUUGAAUCCUUCGAUUCUUUCUCUUCGUCGUUUACACACCUUCAGCUCCUCCUGCGAAUGGCUAAAAGGUUUACCUCAGGGUUUUUUUCUUCUUUUCAUUGUACAUAUACGACUACAAUUCGUGUAACCUGUUUUUUGUCACCUUGUAGACUUAUCUCUCUCUCUUCUUCUAAUUUAAAACUUUGUAUUCGAUUUAAAAAAAAAAAGUCUCGCGACUCUCCGUAAUCUCGUCCGACAGCAGGGUAGUAAGAUUCUGUUUUCAUUCUCUCUUUUCCUUGUUCUACAUGUGUUUCUCAAGUUAAGCGGAAUUACCGAUUCUACUAAAAACAUCGUGCGUUAUAAUUUACACAGCGUCGUCGGGUCAGUUCUCUUUCAAUUGUUCAUUUCCUCUGGCGUAAGAAAUGUAACAACCAAUUGUAAAGUUAACUGAUCCCGGCGCAACUGCAGUCAUCAUGUAAUAUCUAAAAAAAUAAAAGAAGCCAGCGAAAACAUUUGAGUUCCCGCUAAAAAACAAAAACAAAAAAACAAAAAGUCUGGCUGUGUGUUUUAGCUUGUUAGAUUGUUGUAGCGAGUCAAUCGGGCCUCCCUGUACUAUAUCUAUAUUUCUCAGUCGAUAUAACAAACAAAAAGAGCCCGAUAAAACAUUAUUCGAAAAUCAAAAUCUCUUCUUUUCUCCUUUAAACUUUGUUUUUUUGGGCGUCGUUCAAAGCGUUUUUAAGAAAAGAAUUUCAAAAUUCGCGCGCACCGCAAACUGUCAUCGGACAACUAGCGCGUGUUUGGCAGCGUUCGCGUUUCCCUUGAAUAUUGCAGCGCGAAGAAUUUUAAUGUGUUUUUCACUUUUGGCUGAACCCGAUUAAAGUGGAUACGAAAAAUAGUGAAUAGGGCGCGGUCUCUCUGUGUGCCAUGGGCCCCGGGUGGGAGGAGUAGGUCGGCCCUCAUUACGCGACUCCAAACUCGGCGGUUUUUAUUUUUAUGGGCCUAUUCAUUGGCCCCUGAACUCUAUUGUCGUUGUGUGGCAAGCCCAAAACAUUAACUGUGUGUGUGUGUCUGACCCCCACAAAGUUUGUUUCGAGUGUGUGUGUAUGUGUGUCGGCUGGCGCGUGUUGUGUCGAAGCAGUGUAAACACAUCCGAGGAUGAAUCCGCCAAUGUAUAUUGUAGGCCUGACGACAUUUACAUGUGCCAUUGCCGGGCUACUGGACUGUUCUCUCCCUUGGCCGCUUAUUGCCUCUUUCGCCGAGGCAAUAAAACUAGGAGCAAAUGGCCCAUUUAUUUCCCCGAAGAGUCGCUUCACCUGCCACCCACAAACAAACUUUUCUCUUCUUCUAUUUUAUUAUUAUUAGAAUUCCCCCCCGAUUUUUGCACACCAAAAGAGAUGGGAAACACCGCGUCCCAGAGUUCCUAAAUACCUGCGCUUUCCUAUCACAUUAAAAGAGAAGAAGAAGAAGAUUAAAUAUGUAGAAAAUAGCUUCCCUCAUUAGAAGAAAGCGACGGAAUUCUUUUAUGAUUUUUUCACUUUUAUCUCUCCACUUUUGUUUUAGUUGAACAAGAAUCAAAAGAGAAGAUGCAGAAAUCGGCUACAACUUUAUAGCGCGAUUUCGCAUCAAGUCAAACAGUUUGUGCGUGUUUUUAAUUGUAAGUGUCUUUCGUUUUCUGUCACAUCAUGUUUGCAAACAUUUUCCCCGUCAUUUCGAUUCUUUCAGCGCAGUGUGAAAAAAUGUCACUGAGAGGUUCUUGCCAUGAUUU